Messenger RNA from Cherax quadricarinatus, 1150 nucleotides. Its product is annotated as pupal cuticle protein 20-like. The record is from RefSeq and is a predicted model, not a curated record. Gene Ontology annotation, cellular component: chitin-based extracellular matrix. NCBI's taxonomy places the organism in Eukaryota, Metazoa, Arthropoda, Malacostraca, Decapoda, Parastacidae. Gene Ontology annotation, molecular function: structural constituent of chitin-based larval cuticle.
CACCAACAUGAUCCUGAUAAUGUGCACCCUGGUGGCUCUUGUGGGGGCAGCGAAACUCCCAUCUGCGUCUUAUGGGACACCAAGCAGAGUAAGUGGAGGGUCACCAGGGGUGUCUGGAGGAAGCUUGGGGAGUUCCUCUGAUAGUGGCUCGGCAGGCGGUUUUAGCGGAAGCUCAGCUGGUACAGGCUUCGGAGCUUCAACGGCCGUUGAAGGCUUUGGAGGUUCAACUGGUACAGGCUUCGGAGGUUCAGCUGGUGGAGGCUUUGGAAGCUCUGCUGGUGCAGGCUUUGAUGGAGCUGGUAGUGGAAGAUCUCCUAGUGGAAGUUACAGCCCUUCAGGUCCUGUAGUCCCCAUCUUAACUGACGAACGUCAGGGACCUGAUCAGGCCGGCAACUAUAACUUCAAUUUCGAGACUGGUGAUGGCAUCAGUCGUCAGGAGCAAGGCGCCCCCCAGGGCCCAACCGGCGCUGUAGCAGCUCAGGGAGGAUGGUCAUUUACUUUCCCCGAUGGAACUCCCGCUGUUUUCAAGUUCGUAGCAGAUGAAGGUGGUUACCGCGUGGAGUCUGACCUGGUGCCCACGCCCCAUCCUCUUCCCGCCCACGCUAUCGCCCAGAUCGAGAAGGCUCGUCAGGAAGACGCUGCUGCAGCUGCUGCAGGUGGACGGGGGUCAUACGAUGCUUCAGGCUCUGCCUCUCAGUUUACUGGAGCACCUGCUGGCGGCUUUGGUGGUUCACCUGCUGGUAACUUUGGUGGUUCACCUGCUGGACGGUUCGGAAGUACAUCUGGAGACUUUGGAGGUUCCACUGGGCCAGGAUUUGGAAGCUCAACUGGUGGCUUCGGAACUUCUACUGGAGGCUCUACUGGUGGAGCUUUCAGUGAAACUCCUGGUGGAGGCUUGGCUGCUGGAACCUCUGCUGUGGUUCCCAGCAGAACCUACGGAGCCCCCUGAGUAUCACCACUUGUACUUGACUCCCUAGUCCCACUACUGUCACGUCAGUCAAGCUCAUGUUGCCACACGGACUCUGUUUAUUUUAUGUCAAAAAUUUUACGCUUUUUAAUGUUACUGUUAAAUAUAUGAUCCAUGUAAAAUAUUUUGAUUUGUUUACCUAAUUAUUUAUAAUUUAAGUGUAUAAAAUAUAUUUAAGUUGAA